This is a messenger RNA of Monodelphis domestica (gray short-tailed opossum), 4020 nucleotides long. The record is from RefSeq and is a predicted model, not a curated record. Lineage: Eukaryota; Metazoa; Chordata; Mammalia; Didelphimorphia; Didelphidae.
AUUUUAAAUGGACAAAACAAAACACAUAGAAUUUAUAAUAACAUUUGUGUAGCACUUCAACUCUUUAUAUGUGUGAUUUCAUUUAGAUCUCACAACAACCAUUCUUGGAAGUUUUUUUUAGUUCUUAUGAUAACCCUGGGAAGGAGGGAGGAAGGAAGGAAGGAAAGAGUGAAGGGUGAAGGAUAAAAAGGAGAAAGGAGAGAAAGGGUAAAGUGAAGGAAUAAAAUUUUAAUGAUAUUCCAUCUGUCAGGCACUGUGGUAAGCAUUUUACACAUUUGCCCUGGUUUGGUCCUUACAGUAACUAGAGGAGAUACAUAAUUGCUGUUAUCUCCACUUGAGGACAGUGAUACAGAAAGGUGAAGUGAUUGGACCAGGGCCGCAGAGUCCAUAAACAAAACUGAGGUUGGUAAGUCAGGAAAUCAAGGUCUUAUCUGACUCCAAGUGUAUAUGGCACCAAACUUCUAGAAUUACCAAGGCAACGAAUUAUGUUGAAAUAAAGGCACAGGAGACCAUUAGUAAGGUGACUCUAUGAUUGGGUCAUAGUGUGUGGGCGUCCUCCCCCGGGGUGGCUGAGGAGUCUGGGUCAGCUGGGCGCCCGGGGGUGGUGGUGAGCCCCCUUCAACCACAGAGACCAUGGGGGGAAGGGAUAUCUUCACUGGAUGGGACUAUUUGGUUUUUGCAUUCCCGCUGGUUUUCUUGGCCAUCGUGGGCAUCUACUUCGCUCUGACUGAACACUAUGAAAGUGAUGAAAACUUCCUCCUGGCAGGGCGACAAAUGACGGGGUAUCCAGUGUCCAUGUCGCUUAUAGUCAGUUUCCUGUCCUCUGUCACCAUGCUGAGCUUGCCUGUCGAGGUGUACCUCUAUGGCGCCAAAUUCUUUAACUUAGUGUUUGGGUACGCUGUAGUGACCUUCAUCUCAGGGGAGCUGUUCCUGCCCCUCUUCUAUCGACUCGACAUCACCAGCACCUAUGAGUACUUAGAACUUCGAUUUAGUAAAAGAGUUCGCCUAGUUGGAUCAUUUCUCUUUAUUAUUCAAAUGUUAAUAUACACUGGAAUUGUUAUUUAUGGUCCUUCUUUUGCUUUGAGUCAAGUCAUAGGAUUUGAACUCUGGACUCAAAUAAUUACAACUGGGAUUCUCUGUACUUUCUACUGCUCAUUGGGAGGUCUCAAAGCUGUUAUAUGGACAGACGCUUUUCAAUUUUUAGUUAUAUUAGCAGGAUUUAUUUCAAUUUUGGCACAGUCCAUAAUAGCUCAAGGUGGACUUUCAACUAUCUUAAACCAUGCUGAUAUCGGAGGAAGAUUAGACGUUUGGGACUUCAAUCCCAGUCCCUUCCAGAACUACACUUUCUGGACGAUUUCACUAGGUGGGGGCUUCACGUGGAUCAGCAUCUAUGGCAUCAACCAUGCCCAAGUGCAGAGAUAUCUGUGUUGUAAAUCCAAGAAUCAUGCAAAAAUGGCCCUUUAUUUAAAUCUUUUGGGACUCUGGACAAUUGUGUGUACUGCAGUGUUGUGUGGAUUGUCAAUGUACUCCAUAUUUCGUGUCUGUGAUCCUUUGACAGCAGAGAGAGUUAAAGAACCAAAUCAGCUCAUCCUAUAUCUAGCAGUGGAUGUUCUAAACGACUAUCCUGGACUUCCUGGUCUUUUUGUGGCAGCUAUUUAUAGUGGAACAUUGAGCACUGUUUCCUCCAGCAUCAAUGCUUUAAGUGUUGUAGCUAUAGAAGAUCUCAUCAAACCUUAUUUAGCACCUUCACAAAGGACUCUUUAUUUAAUUUCUAAAGUAAUAUGCUUGUUCUUUGGAAUACUUUGUGUUGGACUGGCUUCUGUGGCAUCAUUAAUGGGAAGUCUGGUGCAGGCAGCAAUCAAAGUAUUUGGCCUAAUUGGAGGGCCUCUCGUGGGCUUGUUUUUUCUUGGAAUUUUGAAUCCUUAUGCCAAUUCAAAAGGUUCACUUCUUGGUCUUCUUACUGGAUUCAUCACUUUAUUAUGGAUUGGACUUGGGAAGAAACAUUAUGCUGAACAUGAGAGUAAACCAAAAUCGUUAAACCUUUCAAUUGCAAAUUGUAGUUUCGCUAGAAGCACACAUCUGAAUUUUACUAGUUACUCAGAACUGUCAUUGACAGAAAAAUGGCAACCAAGUCACGGAGAUCAUGCACCUCGAGGAGAUCCUGAAAGCCUUCCAGUAGUGCUGAGAUAUGUAUAUUCAAUUUCUGACCUGUAUCUAUCCCCUCUGGGGACAUUAGUAACUUUUCUUGUGGGAUCAUGUAUCAGCGCUCUAACAGGUGGAAUGAACCAGGAUAUAGACAGAAAAUACUUAAUACAUACUUAUGACACAAUGUUUGGUCGUCCUGACUUCAAUAAGGAAGAAAUCAGUAAGCUAAAGGAUGAUGGGAUUCUCCAAGAGGCCCUGAGGCAAAGUACAAUACCGUUGGACCCAAAUGCAGUUGUUCUUGAGACUGGUGAGGAGGGAGAGCAAAAGAAAGGAGAGGACUCAAGUACAAGAAAACUCAGUGUUGCUGAGAACACCCAAGAGGAAACAGAGGUGGUCUCACCUACAAGAAAACUCAGUACUGAUUACAUCGAAGAGGAAGAAGAAUCGGAGGACUCGUCUACAAGAAAACUCAUUAUUGCUGAACAGGAAAAAGAGGAGGAAAAGAAAAGACUGAGUGAAAAUGAGAGCCAGAGUACCCAGGAUAGCAUGCAACAUUAUACAUUACAGGAGGACUGGCUUACAAGAAAACUGAGUGUUGCUGAGAGCACCCAAGAGGAAAAAGAGGAGGACUUGAUUACAAGAAAACUCAGUGCUGUUGAGAGCACCAAACUGGAAGAAGAGGAGGACUCAAGUACAAGAAAACUCAGUGUUGCUGAGAGCACCCAAGAGGAAGCAGAGGAGGACUCGAUUACAAGAAAACUCAGUGCUGUUGAGAGCACCAAACUGGAAGAAGAGGAGGACUCAAGUACAAGAAAACUCAGUGUUGCUGAGAGCACCCAAGAGGAAGCAGAGGAGGACUCAACUUCAAGAAAAUUCAGUGUUGCUAAGAGCACCGAAGAGGAAAAAGAGGAGGACUUAACUACAAGAAAACUCAGUGUUGCUGAGAGUACCCAAGGGGAAGCAGAGGAGGACUUAACUACAAGAAAACUUAGUGUUGCUGAGAGCACCGAAGAGCAAACAGAGGAGGACUCAACUACAAGAAAACUCAGUGUUGCUGAGAGCACCCAAGGGGAAACAGAGGAGGACUCAACUACAAGAAAACUCAGUGUUGCUGAGAGCACCCAAGAGGAAACAGAGGAGGACUCGACUACAAGAAAACUCAGUGUUGCUGAGAGCACCCAAGAGGAAACAGAUGUGAGCAGAACUAACAAAAACAAAAUGGAGGACUUGACUACAAGAAAACUCAGUGUUGCUGAGAGCACCCAAGAGGAAGCAGAGGAGGAAUUGACUACAAGAAAACUCAGUGUUGCUGAGAGCACCCAAGAGGAAACAGAGGAGGACUUGACUACAAGAAAACUCAGUGUUGCUGAGAGCACCCAAGAGGAAGCAGAGGAGGACUCGACCACAAGAAAACUCAGUGUUGCUGAGAGCACCCAAGAGGAAGCAGAGGAGGAAUCGACCACAAGAAAACUCAGUUUUGCUGAGAGCACCCAAGAGGAAGCAGAGGAGGACUCGACUACAAGAAAACUCAGUGUUGCUGAGAGCACCCAAGAGGAAGCAGAGGAGGACUCAAGUACAAGAAAACUCAGUGUUGCUGAGAGCACCCAAGAGGAAAAAGAGGAGGACUCAAGUACAAGAAAACUCACUGUUGCUGAGAGCACCCAAGAGGAAACAGAGGAGGACUCAUCUUCAAGAAAACUCAGUGCUGCUGAGAGUACCCAAGAGGAAAAAGAGGUGAGCAGAAGUAACAGUCACAAAUUGGAGUGUAGGGAGGACACAUUUGGACAAUUAUUCUACAAAGUGGCUACCCAUUCCUUGUCACUGAAUUAUCACUCUACAGAGUUACUAGGAUCAAGAUGAUUCUUGACCUUUCUG